AUGUCACAGAAAAAUUCUAAAAUGAACAGUACUACACAAAAGCAAUCGAGUGUAGUAUCAAAGCCGAAAACAGUUACCAUGAACAAGGCUAAUUUGAAACAAAUCAGUACUGAAAAAAAUCCCGUGAGCAAGACUAUUACAUCAAAAUCUCCAUCAAUGCGCUCGGUCGAGAAUUUUAUUAUUGUUUGGUUAGAUGUAAAUAUGAAUGAGACAAAGGACGUGUAUCGAAAUUCGAUUGAUAACCUUCGAAGUAUUGUUAAUACGAUAAAAACAUUCAAUAAUAUGAAUUUAUGUAUGGAUUUCUUAAUUCAAAUUCAAGAAGAAAAAUUAUUUAUGAUUGUAUCAGAUUCUCUUGCCCAAGCAAUCGUGUCUCAUAUUCAUUCCAUGUCCAAGGUCUAUUCAAUCUAUGUGCUGAGUGACAAAAAAUCAAGUGAUGAGUCAUGGAUGAAGAAGUGGAGUAAAGUGAAAGGAACCUUUACGAGUAUCAAACCUAUUUGUGAUACACUUAAACAUGAUAUUCAGCAAUGUAGUAGUAAUCUGACACCAAUUAGCAUUCUCAGUACUAGCUAUUCGUCGAACCGAGACGUAAAUGAACUUGAUCAAUCGUUCAUGUACUCGCAACUACUCAAAGAGAUUCUUCUCGAAUUAAACUACGAGCCCAAUGUCAAGAAGGAACUAGUCGAUUUUUGUCGCAUUCAAUAUUGUAACAAUACUGUCGAAUUAAAGAUCAUCGACGAAUUCGAUAAACAGUACGAAGAUCAUUCACCCAUCUGGUGGUACACUCGUGAAGGUUUCACUUAUUCAAUGUUAAACAAAGCACUACGUACACAAGAUAUUGAGAUCAUUAUUAAGAUGGGAUUUUUUAUACGUGAUCUACAUCAACAAAUCGAAUUACUUCAUUCAGCAACAAAAAAUCAAGGUUCUCUGACUGUUUAUCGUGGUCAAAGUAUGCUCAAUAAUGAAUUCGAAAUGAUUAAAAGCAGUAAAGGUGGUCUUCUGUCAUUUAACAAUUUUCUGUCGACAAGUAUUGAUCGACAAGUUUCUCUUUCUUUUGCCAAAAUAGCAUUACAUAAUCCUGAUUUAAAGGCAAUUCUUUUUCAAAUGGAAGCUAAUCCAGCAUUUGCUUCAACACCUUUUGCUCAAAUAAGCAACAUCAGUUAUUAUUCAGAUGUAGAAAAAGAGGUACUCUUUUCGAUGCACACCGUAUUUCGUAUUGGUGAAAUUGAACAGAUCGAAGAUGGAGUAUGGCAAGUGAAGCUAACAUUGACUAGUGAUAAUGAUGAACAAUUAAAGAAGGUCGCUGAACGUAUUAGAAUAGAGAUUGGACCAGGAACAGGUUUACAUCGAUUGAGUCAAUUGAUGAUCAAGAUGGGUAAAUUCGACAAGGCCAAGGAAAUCUCUGAAGCACUACUCAGUUUGGCAUCCGGUAAUAAUGCACGAACUACUGCCACAUGUCACCAUCAACUCGGAUACAUCGACGAAGAGAAAGGUGACUUAUCAAAUGCUCUUAUCCACUACAAACAAUCUCUCGAUAUCAGUCUUACUUAUCUAUCAUCGGAUGAUCCUUCUCUCGUUUCAACCUACUCGAAUAUUGGUAGUAUUUAUAAAAAACAAGAUGAUCUAAAUGCUGCUUUUGAAUAUUUUCAACGUGCACUAAAUAUUGAUCUACAUGCCUCAAAUCCUGAUCAACUUCAAAUUGCAACUCAUUAUAAUAACAUCGGUCUUGUGCUUAAACGACAAAAUAAAGACGAUGAAGCACUUAAACAUUAUGAACGUGCACUCGAACUUAAGCUUGCUCAUCUUCCAGCACGUCAUCCAUCGUUAGCCAUUGCUUACGGUAAUAUCAGUGGGAUUUAUCAAUCAAGAAAAGAAUAUCCGAAAGCUCUUAUGUAUCUUGAAAAAACUCUUGAAAUCAAACAAAAGUCUCUUCCACCUAAACACCCAUCGUUGAUCGUAACUCAUCGCAAUAUGGCAACAGCACUCGACGGUCUCCGUCGAUAUGACGAAGCCAUCCAACAUGCACAGAACGCAGUCGAUAUUGCACGAUGUACAUUCGAACCUGACCAUCCAGAAGUUAAAGAGAAUCAAGAAUAUCUCGAUGCACUUCGUGAAAAAUUAUGA
Molecule: messenger RNA, 2121 nt
Organism: Adineta steineri
Lineage: Eukaryota; Metazoa; Rotifera; Eurotatoria; Adinetida; Adinetidae
Source: the annotation of a GenBank genome assembly